Cataglyphis hispanica is the source of this 1574-nucleotide messenger RNA. RefSeq lists its product as uncharacterized. The transcript has 6 exons. Bases 192 to 701 code for a protein of 169 amino acids. The record is from RefSeq and is a predicted model, not a curated record. NCBI's taxonomy places the organism in Eukaryota, Metazoa, Arthropoda, Insecta, Hymenoptera, Formicidae.
AUCAUCAACGAUGAUCACCAACGACGCCAUUAACCGUGUGCCCACCGACGCGUGCAUGGCAUUCUAUGCCAGUUUCGCUAUUACUCCGAAACGAUUCGAAUACUCGAAUCUCGGCGAUCGUGGCGGCAGUCCGCGCUUGCAAUAAAAAUUCGAUUAAAAUUAUUUUUUUUUCACUAAAAAAUCCGUGAACGAUGGCAGUUUUGGGAUCUUGUUGGUCGCCAUGCGUUUGGACAAACAGUGUUAAAACUGGCUGUAAAGCUAUAGCGUUUUACACAGUGGCAAUUAGUAUAGUGUUAAUUACAUUAAUAUCCUAUCAAUUGACUGGUGGCGAUUCCACACAGAUAUACAAUCCGUUAUUUGAGGCUGACGUGAGAGGCUCCAUGCAAGUUGCCGGAGGCUGCCUAAUCACUUAUCUGCUUUUAUUGAUGAUAAGUGCCUUAUUAAUGGUUUAUGGCAUAAAAGAAGGUGUACGUGGAUGGUUAUUGCCGUGGCUUUUUGGAUGGUUUCUCGUUUGCUUGUUCCAGUUAAUCUUUGGACUGUGGCUAUUAGGCGGUUACUAUAUUUAUUUGGAUUCCGUGUUUGCGACAUUGUGCAAUUGGCUCUGGAUGUCCUAUAAUAUAUACUGUUGGUUGGUUGUUUUAUCAAUGUACAAAAUAUUUGCAAAACUGCAAUCUCCCAACAUAGAACUUUUGUGGCCUUAAAAAGAAAGUACAAUAUACAAAAACGAGAUAUAUAUAUAUAUAUAUAUAUAUAUAUAUAUAUAUAUAUAUAUUAAAGUCACGAAGAAGAGUGUGUGAGAGAUAGAAUCUCCAUUAAGAUUUAUUCAAAAAAAUCUACGUAAAAGAAACAUGUAAAUCUGUUGAAGGUAAUAUGAAGUUAUCUUUAAAUAGUAUUUAAUUUAUACUUGAAAAGUUCUCUCAAUAGUUGUCUAAAAGAUAAAAUUAGCCUUUUCAUCAAUUUUCAUAUAUUUUUACAAUUUUUCUUAUAUACAUAUAUUUACAUAACGCAUAUGCUUUUGAUAUACAUAUUAUUUAACGAUACAUGUAUUUUUAAUAACGCUUUUAAAAAUCGCAAUAGUUGUUUUAAGCUUCGUCAAUCGUAAUUAUGUAAUUACGUAUUAACGCGAUUAUAUUUAUAACAUUUCAAUUAAUUAUGUCAUAAUGCUUUUCUACUUAAAGUUUAUUACUUGAGUUUUAAUUUACUUUAAAUAGUAAUAAUGUACAAUUAGUUGUCGAUGAGAAAGGAUAAGAGAGAGAGAGAGAGAGAGAGAGAGAGAGUUUUUAUAAUGUAACAGAAGACUGAGAGAAAGCCUUUUGAAACAUCCGUCCAAAUCGUCAUAAGCUAUAAGUUUAUUUGGAAGCUUCGAAUUUUAUUUAAUCGAUAAAUUAAAAUAAUGAUAAUAGCAUCACGUGUUAUAAAUUCGAGGUAGAGGUCUUUUUAUAUGGCCGUUAUUGUUGUUUCUCGACGAUUUUAUAGAGAUUAUACAAUUUUUCUAUUUUUUCUACAACAUUAGUCGAGUAAUAUAUGUAAAAAAAAUCAUUAUUUGAUGAAAAAAUAAACUUCUAUUUACAUUA